Brassica napus (rape) is the source of this 591-nucleotide messenger RNA. RefSeq lists its product as uncharacterized. Lineage: Eukaryota; Viridiplantae; Streptophyta; Magnoliopsida; Brassicales; Brassicaceae. The transcript has a single exon. Bases 1 to 591 code for a protein of 196 amino acids. The record is from RefSeq and is a predicted model, not a curated record.
AUGGAAGAUCACGUCGUGGCUUCUCGGAAUAACAAGGAAAUUGAGAGCAUCAGUUCCGAGAUUAAGAGGCUUUUGGGGGAGCUCGAAGCCGUCAAGCGAGAAGGGAAAAGGGAUGUCGGAAAGAUUGAGGAUUUGACUGAGUAUUGGAGGAGAAUUCGCCAGGAAAACGAGGCUCUUAUGACCCAGGUAGUUGCUCAGAAGGCGAAAGUCGCGGCACUUGAGGUCGAGAGGGAUCAGGACAUUCGUCGUGCUUCUCACAUUGCUCGUCGUGAUAUCGAACAGCAGUACCGAGAGAUCCUUGGAUCUUUGAAGGUUAAAUGGACAAACAAGAAGAAAGAGGUGUCUGCUGAGAUCCAAUUGCAAGAAGUGACCGCCAACAUCGAUCUUCUGAAUGAGCUCAAGGACGGGGGCCUAACCGUAGACGCGGAGCUUGCUCGUUUAAAAGAGGUGGAAAGGGAUUGUGAGGAUCUUGUUGCUUCAGCCACCGUGCUGAACUGGUCGAUCUCUGAGCUCGAUCUUCCUCAAAUCUUCGAGGAUUCGGUGGAUCAAAUCGGGGGGUCGUCUGUCCCCGAUGAUUCCGCUUCUAGCUAA